GUAUCAUCCAAUAAUUAGAGCACCUCGUCAAUGUCUUUCUGCACCCAAUAUUUUUUGAAUUCCAUUUUUAUUCUUAUUUUGUUUUAUUUGUAGUUGUCUCCUUCAUGGAGACUCUGUCUUGGUAAGAUUUAAUGUGGUUUGAGAGAUAUCAGAAGCCUGGACCGCCGCUGCCACCAUUCCCGUCACCAGGAACCGCCGUGAGUCCCCGACUAGCCAUUCUUCCUUGUAUCUGCGUCGCCGCUUCUGUUCACCAGUUUGUUCACUGCUACUCACCGCCGAACUGGAUCUUCAACAGAAGCCACCGCGCGCCACUUCCGCUUGUACUCGAUGCAAACUCGCCGCUAUUGGACCCUGCAUCUCUUUGCUGCUUUGCGACGUAGGAACCCUUGGCAGCCGCUGCUAUAUCCGGUGAGAUUUAAUCAUCAUCUCCAUAUUAUUUACUGUGUUUCUCGUCAGCGUCUCCCGCUCGUUAAGGGUUUGCCUCCGGCGAAACGCAGGCGUUCCCUGGAUGUUAACUAGGUUUGAGGGUAUGGGAAGGUAAACUUGUUUGAGUUAACGAGUUGACUCGCGAUCUUGAUAACAUCGUUCGCAACCAUUAGGGAGCAAGUUGUUUCUGACACUGAUGCUGCUCGGAAGCAAAAGAGUAACUUUGAAUGCUUCAAGAUUUCUCUAUCUCUCUAGUUUCCCUUGUCUUCAUCACAUGAAGGGUACUUCCAUAGUCACUAGCACUAACACAGAUGACGCUGAGACGCACAGCAACGGGACGCAGUUCUUGAUUUUCAUGAGGCACCAAUGCAGGGCAGGUCAAGUGAAGAACUUUGAUGAAGCUUUGGACUUGUUUCAAAGAAUGGCUAGAAUGAAGCCUGUGCCUUCUGUGAAGGACUUUACUUUAUUGUUGGGUGUUAUUGUGAGGUUGAGGCAUUACACCACUGCCAUAUCUUUGGUUAAGCACAUGUAUUCUGCUCUAGGCAUAGAACCCGAUACCAUUACUCUUAAUAUUGUGAUCAACUGUCUUUGCCGCUUAAAGUUGAUAUCUUUUGGGUUCUCCGUCUUGGGGACCAUGUUCAAACUUGGUUUGGAGCCCACUGUGAUGACUCUUACCAAUCUCAUUAAUGGGCUUUGUGUGCAAGGCAAUGUGGAUCAGGCAGUGGUGUUGGCUGAUCAUAUGGAGAAAUUGGGGUAUCCAUUAGAUGUAUACACUUAUGGGGUGUUGGUUAAUGGGUUGUGUAAGACGGGAGACACUUUGGCGGCAGUUCGAUGGUUAAGGAAGAUGGAGGAAAGGAAUUGGAAACCUAAUGUGGUAGUUUAUAGCAGUGUUAUGGAUGGUUUGUGCAAGGAUGGAUUGGUAUAUGAGGCAUUAAAUUUGUUCUCUGAAAUGGGUGCAAAAGAUGUCUUGCCUAAUCUUGUCACCUAUACUUGUUUGAUUCAAGGUCUCUGCAAUUUUGGAAGAUGGAAAGAAGUUGGUUCUCUUCUGGAUGACAUGAUGAAAAUGGGAAUGAAGCCGGAUGUCCAAACACUCAAUAUUUUAGUGGAUUCUUUCUGCAAAGAAGGAAAAGUAACGCAGGCUAAAAGUGUGAUUGGGUUUAUGAUUAUAAUGGGUGAAAAACCGGAUGUCUUUACAUAUAAUUCACUGAUUCACGUUUAUUGUUUGCAAAACCAAAUGAAUGAGGCCAUGCGAAUAUUUAAUUUUAUGGUUAACGGGGGCUGUUUACCGGACAUUGCAGUUUUUACUUCACUUAUCCAUGGAUGGUGCAAGAACAAAAACAUUAACAAGGCUAUGUAUCUGUUGGAGGAAAUGGGUAAGAUGGGAUUUGUACCUGAUGUUGUCACUUGGACCACUCUUAUAGGUGGGUUUUGUCAAGCAGGUCAGUCAUUAUCUGCCAAAGAUCUGUUUUUUAAUAUGCAUGAACAUGGUAAGGUUCCUAAUAUUCAAACUUGUGCUGUUAUGUUGGAUGGCCUGUGUAAAGGAAAUCUCCUUUCUGAGGCAGUGUCAUUGGUUGAGGCAAUGGAGAAGAGUAAUUUGGAUCUUAAUAUUUUCAUUUAUACCAUUUUACUUGACGGAAUAUGCAGUUCUGGGAAAUUGAAUGAUGCAUGGGAACUGUUUUCUAGUUUGCCUGCUAAAGGCUUGCAAAUUAACGUUUAUACGUAUACCGUUAUGAUUAAGGGUCUCUGUAAACAAGGACUGUUAGAUAAAGCUGAAGACUUGCUGAUGAAUAUGGAAGAGAACUGCCCGCCAAAUAACUGCACUUACAAUGUCUUUGUCCAGGGCUUGCUGACAAAAAAGGAGAUUGCAAGGUCAAUAAAAUACCUUGCAAUUAUGAAAGACAAGGGUUUUUCAGUGGAUGCUGCCACCACAAAACUGAUUAUCAACUAUUUAUCUACUAACAAAGGAGACACUGAAAUUCAAGAAUAUUUGUUUCCCAAAUGAUAGCACAUUUCAAGAGUUUCACUAGAGCUUUAUUCAAAUCUAGUUCAUUCUGGUUUCACAAUUCUUAUUUAUAGGAUCCCAAAUUGAGAACUAGAAUGGUCUCUACGUCAGAACAUAAUUGUUAAGAAUACAAAACCAUUUCCGUUAAAGUACUUCCACCUGACCAAUUAUGUGAGUAGGAGAGUUGGUCCUUAAAAUGUUAUCAUAACUUCUAUAAAUAAGGACUUGUGAGUUUGGUCCCUGUUGUUUCUAUUCUUCAUAAUUAACUCAGGGGAAGUGUGUUUGUGCUCCGUCCACACUUCAAGCUCAAGAAGCUGUUGUUAAGGCGAUUUUAGAUGAACUUUUCUUUAGCUCCACUGAACAGCUUAAGCUUUUAAAGGGAAUUACUCCUUGACAUUUUUAUUGGUUCGGUAAAGAAGCUUCCUGUUUCUCUGCCCGUCAUGCCCAUCAUGCAUGAUUGUUCAAAAUGUGAAGAUAAUAUUGUUGAGGAGUUUGAAUCCACACUCUCUUAUAAAAGACUCUAGGGUGACCACCAAUGUGUCUAAUUGAUUUCUUAACCUAUCUCAAGUUCUUUCGCUGCUUAGAAAGAUGCUUGGGAGGACUGUGAAUUACUUUAUGUUGAUGAAAGAUCAGAGGAACUCAGAAUAACAAACAUUGUUGUGCCUCCUAUAUAGCUAUUUGACCAUCAGUUGGAAUGGAUGAACUUUUGAGCAUAGAAAAUGUCAUAACUGAGGCUAAAGAACAUAAUCCAAGCAAAUGCUGUUCGGUGUCAAGAAUUAUUGUAAUCAAUUGUUUCAUCCAAAUACCAGGUAUGGUAGGGUGAUAGGCCUUUGAAGGUUUAAGUUAGGAAAUAUAAAACAUAGAAGUUAGUAAGAAGUGGUUAGGGGUAGUUAGGAGGAGUUUAAAUAGCAGUUAGGGGAAGUUUUAAUUAGUUAUUAGGCAGUUUUUGUCUUUUAGGGUGUGUUCACUUGGGGGUGAUUGGGAGAGAAUGAUUGCGUGGAUUUGAGGGUAAUUUUUGUUGUUGUUUAUUUGAGUAAUUUUGGAGGUGGGCGUGUACUAGUUCUGGUUGAGUAUUUUAUUUCUAAACAGAGACUGUCCUGUUUAGAAGUGAAUGUUUUCCCUUGGAGGUUGUUGAUUGUUUUAGUCUUUUCCAUUCAAUAAACUGCUUCGUCACAGUGAGGAUUCA
Messenger RNA from Vigna radiata var. radiata (mung bean), 3614 nucleotides. Its product is annotated as putative pentatricopeptide repeat-containing protein At1g12700, mitochondrial. The coding region runs from base 623 to 2428 and encodes 601 amino acids. The record is from RefSeq and is a predicted model, not a curated record. The transcript is spliced from 4 exons. Gene Ontology annotation, molecular function: protein binding. Lineage: Eukaryota; Viridiplantae; Streptophyta; Magnoliopsida; Fabales; Fabaceae.